Candidozyma pseudohaemuli is the source of this 1587-nucleotide messenger RNA. RefSeq lists its product as uncharacterized. The transcript has a single exon. The record is from RefSeq and is a predicted model, not a curated record. Gene Ontology annotation, cellular component: membrane. Gene Ontology annotation, molecular function: carbohydrate:proton symporter activity. NCBI's taxonomy places the organism in Eukaryota, Fungi, Ascomycota, Pichiomycetes, Serinales, Metschnikowiaceae. The coding region runs from base 1 to 1587 and encodes 528 amino acids. Gene Ontology annotation, biological process: transmembrane transport; carbohydrate transport.
AUGAAAUUCCAAUUAAAGCCUACCCCCUUGGAAAACAUCGUUGGUGAGUCUAUAGCUGGAGUACUUCCAGACUACGGCAAACCCUGGUACAAAGUGAGACAUUUGCUAGUACUCAAUAUUCUCUUAUUGGUACCACUACUUUCAGCAGCUGUCAACGGCUAUGACGGCUCCUUGAUGAACGGUCUUCAGUCUAUGGAGGAAUGGAGGGAGUACUUUGGGUAUCCUCGUGGAAAAAUGUUAGGAUUUGUCAAUGCUGCUCAGAGCGUUGGAGGUGUAGUAGUGCUUCCUUUUGGUGGCUACCUUUCAGACACAUUGGGAAGAAAAUGGACUUUGGUGAUUGGCCUUCUGGGUAUAGUGCUAGCUACCAUCAUACAAGCCACCAGCAUUAACAUUGGCCAGCUUAUUGCCUCCAGGUUUAUUGUUGGAAUUGCAGGAUUACUAGCAGCACAACCAGCGCCAUUGCUUGUUGCAGAAUUGGCUUAUCCGACUUUCAGAGGAAAAGUCACAAGCUUGUACUGGGCAUCCUACUAUAUAGGUGCCAUUUUGGCUUCCUGGCUGUGUUUUGGAUGCACAGGUAGAGGUGAUACCUGGACAUGGCGUAUUCCUACUAUUCUCCAGGCGGCCUUCCCCAUUAUCCAGCUUUUGUUUUUGUACUUUGUGCCUGAAAGCCCAAGAUGGCUUGUAUCAAGAGGAAAGGUCGAUGAGGCCAAGACCAUUUUGGUGAAAUAUCACGCUGGUGGUGACGAGAAAAGCCAGCUUGUGGAGACGGAAAUGCUCGAAAUCUCGAAUGCCUUGGAAAUGGAGAAACAAGCUGACCAGACCUCAUGGAAGGCUUUUAUAGCUACUCCAGGAAACAGAAGACGUACAUUUAUUGCGUUGACUUUGGGUGUGAUUUCCCAAUGGAGUGGUAAUGCUGUGGUAUCCUACUAUUUCACCUUGGUGCUUGACACCAUUGGCAUUACAUCCUCGUCGAUGCAGACAAUGAUCAACGGGUUUUUGCAAAUCUUCAAUCUUGUUUUUGCAACACUUGCGGCCUUAAUGGUGGACUUCCUCGGAAGAAGGUUCCUCUUCUUGUGGUCCGGAAUCGGAAUGCUUAUUUCGUAUAUCAUCUGGACGAUCUUUUCGGCGAUAUUCGAACAAACCAAGUCUGUUGCAGCUGGACGAACGGUGGUUGGUUUUAUCUUCAUUUUCUUCUUCCACUACGAUAUCGCUUAUACCCCGUUGCUUCUUGCUUAUCCCACGGAAAUCUUCCCAUACUCGAUGCGUUCCAAGGGUGUAACGAUUGUUCUUGUCAUGGUCAAUGCUUCGUUGAUUAUUUCGGCAUUCUGCAACUCCAUUGCCUUGGAUAAUAUCGGAUGGCGCUACUACAUUGUGUUCUGUGUCAUUCUCUUGUUUGUGGUGCUCAAUACUUACUUCUUUUACCCCGAGACGAAGGGCUACUCUUUGGAGGAAAUUGCUGUUUUGUUCGAUGGAGAAGCGAAGGUGGAUCCAGAAGCUUUGGAGGAUAUGGAUGACUCGGAUGCCCUUCUGAACUUGGAAAAGCCUGUUCAGGUGCAGCAUUUGGAGAAUACCAGCCGGGAUAGCUAG